Opisthorchis viverrini is the source of this 234-nucleotide messenger RNA. RefSeq lists its product as hypothetical. NCBI's taxonomy places the organism in Eukaryota, Metazoa, Platyhelminthes, Trematoda, Opisthorchiida, Opisthorchiidae. The transcript is spliced from 2 exons. The annotation marks the transcript as partial. The record is from RefSeq and is a predicted model, not a curated record.
AUGAAGAAGGAAGGAGGUCGUCAGACGUCUCAUAUCGGCCCCGGUGUACCCGGCGACCCGACUGAUGUUAUCACUCGAAAGCCGACGUGGAAUGAAAGCGGUCACUACUGUGUAGAUGAAGAAUCUCUCCCCUCUCAACACACCCCCACACCACCAUAUACCGGUGGUAAUAUCCUGAGUUUUGACAAACCAUUUGCAUCCACAGUCCUCACUCCAGAGGACAAAUCGAGACAA